This is a messenger RNA of Mytilus trossulus (common blue mussel), 2068 nucleotides long. Its product is annotated as beta-1,4-N-acetylgalactosaminyltransferase bre-4-like. Gene Ontology annotation, biological process: carbohydrate metabolic process. The coding region runs from base 501 to 1682 and encodes 393 amino acids. The record is from RefSeq and is a predicted model, not a curated record. Gene Ontology annotation, cellular component: Golgi apparatus. Gene Ontology annotation, molecular function: galactosyltransferase activity. The transcript is spliced from 8 exons. NCBI's taxonomy places the organism in Eukaryota, Metazoa, Mollusca, Bivalvia, Mytilida, Mytilidae.
UUUAGAUAUAUAACUAUAGGUUUGUCCGUUCACUUUCGCGGGGAUCGUUUUUCUCGUGCUUGAUGCUCGAUGUCCAAGCUUAGUAAUUUAAACCGGACAAUAUUUGUUUAGAUUUAGGAAAACUUUAGUACUGUUUUUCGAUAAAGGACAAUGAGAAAAAAUAAAAUUUUAAAAAGAAUUAUCAUUUAGUUUUGUCUAUUUAUACAGUUUUUCGUAAAUGGACAGAAAAAGUACUUUUAAAAUUUGUCAACACGUGUUUAUUGCAACAAACCAGGGAUAUAUAUAUAUAUUAUAGAAAUGAAUCGACAAGUAGAUACUUCUAACCACUAGUAUAUUUCUAUCGUCAACGAAAAUCGACAUUGAAUGGACAAAUAAUCAGUUUCAUAUAUUUCUCGAUGUGAAAAAGAACAACUCAAUUUCAAACCGUGCUCAAUAUUUGAUGAAAGAAAAUCGAGAAAAAAUAUUGCAAACGUCGAAUAGUGACCACACUUAUAAUUUAAAUGGAAUGCGGGAUGCGAAUGGUCGUCAUUGCACGAAAGGAUCUUCUAAGGUUUAUGUUUUUAUUGUUAUUGAUUCUCAUAACGAUUCAGAUGGCAUUUAAUUUGUCCGUUCAACAAGCAUCGUUCACAAUUAUGUCAAAAUGGGUACAAAUAUCGGACCAAUUGUACUCGAGUUCGUCUCGCCUAGCAGAGUUACAACCAUUACUAAUAAGGAUACCAAAGGGUUCUCCAAGUGCUCCAUCAUCUCAUAUAGAACAGUCAACACAGUCAGUGAUACAAUCAGAUAACAACGUGACUUAUGUGUGCAGUAAAAAUGUAACAAAUGUGAUGAGUAAAGAUUGUUUGCCGUUGUGUCCAGUAAUUCCAGAUAAACUAGUUGGCGCUUUAGCAACUUACUACGACUCCCCAAAAUAUUCUGACCUAGAUAGACUGUAUCCCUGGGUUCAAGAUGGAGGAAGGGGAAAACCAUCCGACUGUUACCCGCGCCAUCGUGUUGCCAUCAUCAUUCCAUACAGGAACAGGGAUAGUCAACUGCGGACAUUGUUAUAUAAUAUCCAUCCAAUACUUUAUAGACAAGAGUUGGAUUAUGGAAUUUAUGUCGUAGAACAGAAUGGAAGUUCUAAAUUUAACCGUGCCAUGCUGAUGAAUAUUGGAUAUGCAGAAGCAAUGAAGAUACACGAUUAUCAAUGUUUUAUCUUCCAUGAUGUGGACUUGAUUCCAGAAAACGACAAAAAUAUUUACAACUGUCCAAAACAACCAAGACAUAUGUCGGUUGCAGUAGAUAAAUUCAAGUACCGAUUACCCUACAAUUCAAUAUUUGGAGGCGUAUCAGCUUUAACGAAGGAACAGUUUCAAAAAGUCAACGGGUUUCCGAACAGAUAUUUUGGCUGGGGAGGUGAGGACGAUGAUAUGUGGAAUAGAAUUCACAACGCUGGAUAUAAAGUGAUCCGAUAUUCUAGGGAAAUAGCUCGUUAUAAGAUGAUUAAACACGGAACUGAAACAGGAAAUAAAGCUAAUCCUGUCAGGUUUAAAAUGCUGAAAGAAAGAAAAAAAUAUUUUAAAACAGAUGGUAUUAAUAGCCUGAAGUAUAAAGUAUUAAAGAUAGACUUUAAUCAUCUCUAUACACGAUUCGUGGUUGACAUAGAUGAAAAAGAAGUUAUGGCAGGAAUAAAAAAGUCAUGACAGUCAGUGAAGAAUAUUAUUGGAUACCAUUCAGGUGAAAAGAAAUUACAUGGAGACAAUUCAUUGGAUAAUUCACUAACGAUGAAUUCUGGGUAUUCUGGAGCAUUGAAACAGGAAGGGUACAGCAUGAAUUUGGAUAACAGAAGAUGGAUUAUUUUUUAAUCGAUUCAUUACAGCAAAAUUUACUGACAUCUUUCCUAAAGAAAAGUAAACAUCCCAUUAAUAUGAAGUUAUGUUUGAGAUGGAGUUAUUAAAUGAUUGUUUCUUUGUGUUGGUUUUUUUUCAGUUUAUUUGAGUAAAUGUGUUUUGGCAUUGGUUAUUUAUAAAUCGAGUAAAAUGUAUUUUUGCAUUGUUUAUUUAUUUGAGUAAAAUGUAUUUUUGCUUUG